Molecule: messenger RNA, 972 nt
Organism: Colletotrichum phormii
Lineage: Eukaryota; Fungi; Ascomycota; Sordariomycetes; Glomerellales; Glomerellaceae
Product: short-chain dehydrogenase/ reductase
Exons: 4
Coding region: 1-972 (323 amino acids)
Source: RefSeq, a predicted model, not a curated record
AUGACACCCACACUAGGCCGCGAAACAACCGGCACCGGACUCGUCACCGCGUACGCCCCCCACAUCGCCGGGAAAACAAUCCUCGUAACCGGCGUCUCCCCCGGCGGUCUCGGCGCGGCUUUCGCCCAAGCAGUCGCCGCCGCCUCUCCGGCCCUCCUCAUCCUCGCGGGGCGCAACACCACCAAAGUCCAACAGACCGCCGACGCCAUUACGUCAUCAUACCCGGCCAUUGCUGUAAAGACGCUUCAGCUGGACCUGGGCUCGUUCAAGAACGUACGAGCGGCUGCGGAGACUGUGAAUGGGUGGGAGAAUGUACCGCAUAUCGAUGUGUUGGUGAACAAUGCGGGCAUCAUGGCUGUGGACUGGAGCAAGACGGAAGAUGGAUUUGAGAGCCAGUUUGGAACGAAUCAUCUGGGUCCGUUCCUGUUCACAAACUUGAUCAUCAAAAAGAUUCUUGCUGCACGGGAGCCGAGGAUCGUGACGGUCAGCAGCGACGGGCACCGAUUGAGCCGUAUUCGUUGGACGGAUUACAACUUCAACGACGGCAAGCACUACAACAAUUGGAUCGCGUACGCGCAAUCCAAGACGGCCAACUGCCUGAUGGCUCUCUCCCUUGCGGAGAAGCUGGGCAACAAGGGUCUCCUGAGCGUCAGUCUGCACCCGGGUGUCAUCUUUACCAAUCUGGGUAACCACCUGGAAAGCUUUGAUUCACUGCGAGAGGUAGAAAUCACCAUGGGCACCAAGAACAUGUGGACAGAAUUUCACCCAAAGACGGAAGAUCAGGGCAUCGCCACCCAUGUGUACGCUGCAUUCAGUCCUGAUAUCAAGAGUCAUAACGGACAGUACUUCAAUGAAUGCCGCAUCGCCGACCAGUACGAUGAGGAGAUAUACCCCUGGGCGAACAACGAGAUUGAGGCGGAUAGGUUGUGGAAGUUGAGCGAGAAGCUUGUUGGCCAGGAGUUCAACUACUGA